CCAAAAUCCAGUGGAUCCUCUCGCACUCCUCUACCGUCGACUUCACUGCCUGUACUUUAAUCUCUUUCAUUUCUCUCUCUCGAAUAAAAAAAAAUAAAAUAAGGAACUCUCUCCCUUUCUUUUAAACUAUAUUUUUUUUCUCAUUAAUUAAAAAGAAAAAAGAAAUUAGGGUUUUCUUCAAAAUUCUGAAAAAUAUGGAUAAAAUCAGAAGACCAUCUCAUGCCGGCUCUUGGUACACCGACAACCCUAAAAAGCUUGAAGAAGAGCUUGAGGGAUGGCUAGGUGCUACUGGAUUAACGAAAUCUCCUGAUGUUCGCGGUGUUAUUGCUCCACAUGCAGGUUACUCUUAUUCGGGCCGUGCUGCUGCUUAUGCUUUUGGAAAUAUUGACCCUACAAACAUCACACGGGUAUUCCUUCUUGGUCCGUCACACCAUUACUAUACACCAAAAUGUGCUCUUUCAACGGCUACAGUUUACAAAACGCCCAUAGGGGACUUGCCUAUUGAUUUGGAAGUCAUUGAGGAACUUAAAGCCACAGGAAAAUUUGAGUUGAUGGAUCUUCAGGUUGACGAGGCUGAACAUAGCAUGGAAAUGCACUUGCCGUAUCUUGUUAAAAUAUUUGAAGGGCACCCAGUGAAAGUUGUACCCAUUUUGGUUGGAGCUCUUAAUACUGAUAAUGAGGCCAUGUAUGGCCGCUUGUUGGCAAAAUAUGUUGAUGAUCCAACUAACUUCUUUUCUGUCUCUUCAGAUUUUUGUCACUGGGGUUCUCGGUUCCAUUACACACACUAUGACAAGAAAUGUGGGCCCAUACACAAGUCUAUUGAGGCACUGGACAAGAUGGGCAUGGACAUAAUUGAAACAGGGAAUGCAGAUGCAUUUAAACAAUACUUGUCGGAGUAUGACAACACUAUCUGUGGAAGGCAUCCAAUUAGUGUUUUCUUGCAUAUGUCGAGUAAUUGCUCGACAAAGAUAAAGAUCAAGUUCCUCCGGUAUGAGCAGUCUAGUCAAUGCAAAACAAUGAGAGACAGCAGUGUCAGCUAUGCAUCUGCAGCGGCGAAGGUGGAUGCUUGAAGUUGGGAUAUGUAGCAUUUCCAAUUUACUUGUGUGGAGGCAAUUGACUUGAAUCUGGAAUAUUGAGCAUUUCAAAUUUACUCGUGUGGAAGCAAUUAACAAUUUAAACUUCUUUGAAUUGAAUGUGUUGUCUAAAUUUGAACUUGCAUUUGCAAGAAUCCAUCUUGCUAUGCAUUCCCUGUUUAUAGAGUGAAGUUAACAGUGAA
This is a messenger RNA of Populus trichocarpa (black cottonwood), 1276 nucleotides long. RefSeq lists its product as uncharacterized. The coding region runs from base 195 to 1070 and encodes 291 amino acids. NCBI's taxonomy places the organism in Eukaryota, Viridiplantae, Streptophyta, Magnoliopsida, Malpighiales, Salicaceae. The transcript has 8 exons. The record is from RefSeq and is a predicted model, not a curated record.